Molecule: messenger RNA, 2262 nt
Organism: Parastagonospora nodorum SN15
Lineage: Eukaryota; Fungi; Ascomycota; Dothideomycetes; Pleosporales; Phaeosphaeriaceae
Exons: 3
Coding region: 1-2262 (753 amino acids)
Source: RefSeq, a predicted model, not a curated record
AUGUGCAGCUUGGUCUCGUUCUCUCAACUGCAAAAGCAGAUCAUCGACCUCGCCACGACCCAUUUCGUGCACCUACCUGUUCGUCCACCGCCGGAAGACCUGGCCCAGGUACCAUCGAAUCUGCCAUCCUUCCUUGGAGACACAAUCGCAUCGAGACAGGUACGAUCUGCUUACAUAGCGCAUACUGUCUCGAAAUUGAUCACGUACCGUGUCUUCGGCCCCUUCUUGUUCAGCCUUGGUCGUCGCUACGACAAGGCGGAUUCGCUAUUUCUCUCCAUGAGCCACCACAUCCGCGACAAGAGCACGCGUAAAGAAGCGAUCUGGCGCCAACAGACCUUACUUGCAGCCUUCACCAGCAGCGGUGCCAAGCAGCGCAUCAACACAGCUGCAGGCACCGUUGUUGAAGAAAUCGUGAGCGCGAUCAAGCACUUCGCCGAUCCCAGAGAAGAAGAAGGCAUCAAGAUCGCCGUGAAAAGGAUUGUGAAGCUUGCGGCUGAGACCUGGCGAUUUGCACGCCUCGAGCGCGAGAUGAUCAACGCCACAAUGCCUUUCACUGGACCAGAAUUCUGGCCCUCUUAUGACCCCUACAAACCCGAAGGGACGCUCAUAGGUUCGCUAGUCGACCACCCAGCAUCAGCUGACGAAAAGCCUCAACUCCUCUUGAGGCUGUUCCCAGUCAUCUGGCGCGAGCAGAAACACGAAAAUUUCCACGCCAACGGCGAGAAGCCCGAUGAAGGAUGCAUAUUCCAUCACGGGCUAGCCCUAUAUGAGGAUGCUGAGCCCGUCGCUCAAAGAAUGGAAGAACUUAAAUCUGCUGGUUUGCCCUCCUAUACCACUACUGCGUCUCCGACGAUUGCUGAAAAUGGCAAGUUUCCCCCACCUAUCGUCCCGCCGCCUCGAGAGACUCCUCCGAAUCCCCCAGCAAUGGCUGAAAAAAGCGAUCGAUCCACCACGCGAACCGCGCCUCCCUCACCUACCGAGUACCUUGAGAAGUCUGAGGAAAGACAAAAGACACCUCCACCUCCACCGUCAUCAAUACCAUCAUUUGACGAGGCACCGCCCUCAACAUUUGUGAAGGCUUAUCAGCGUCCUCCCCCGGGACCGAUUGACUUCGCGUCACCUAGAGACCUGAUCGGGCUUCCGCCGCCAGUAGAGAGUGUCUUCACUUCUCACUCUGCGACGCCAAAGAAGACAUCCGUGGCGCCACGUGCACCUACGAGUGUGGAAUCAACAUCCACGAGAUCUGUACCUCGUGAGUCGAGUAUGGCUUCACCUCCACCACCUUCUGUGCCACCACCACCACCACCGGUGCCUGAUCGCAUGAGAGAGCCUCGUCAAACAACCUCCGUAGAAAGUGCUAUUCUUCCCGACUCGUUUCCCGAGCCAUCGCCGAGCGACAAACCGCCGACACCACCACAUUCUCGAUCUGGCACACCUGAAGAGCGACCGAUUUCACCGCUCUUUGAAGCCGUCGACGAAAUUGAGUCGUUGCACAGUCAUCAGUCUCGCCCGUCAUCGAAGUCUUUGUCCCGUCGCCGAUCCACCCACAGCCGUCGCUCGAAAGAGUCAAAGGAUUUGAAGGAUGAAAUGCCUAACGUCGAACCUGCGACUGACCGUCAUGAGACCAGUCGUCGCACAAGUGGCUAUGCUCUUAGUACCAAAAGCGCUAAGACCGUUGACAGUGAGCGUACCGACCGUACUUCGCGCAGCGAGAAGACGAACAAGACGGACAAGAGCGAGCGUGAUGCCAAGAGUCGCUACAUGUGUGAAAGCCGUAGCGCAGCGAUCAAGGCCCUCUAUCCGGACAGUCCACUGGCAGGCCAGAGCGGCAGCGGAAGCACCAAAGGCUCAGUCUCGAGCUCGAAGAAGAAAGACCGUGACUCGAAAGAGUUGAAGCAUAAGAAGAGUAUUGCCGAUCACACGACCUUUAUCUCCGAGAACACCUGGGACACGACUUCGGAAGUGACCCACAACGAAACAGCCAGCCCCAAGAAGAAAGACCGCAACUCGAAAGAGCUGAGGCGUAAGAAGAGUAUCGCGGAUAAUACAACCUUUGUUUCCGUGGGCACUUGGGACACCAACACCGAAAUAACCAGCAAGGAAGUCCCAAGCCCUAAGAAGAGAGAGCCGAACACGAAGGAGUUGAGGCGCAAGAGGAGCAUCGCCGAUAACACGACAUUCGUCUCUGUUGGUACAUGGGAUACCAAUUCAGAAGUGACGAGUUUGGCGGCAGAGAGAAAUACCCACAUAUCUACUUCUUGA